This is a messenger RNA of Cordyceps fumosorosea ARSEF 2679, 993 nucleotides long. Its product is annotated as succinate-CoA ligase (alpha subunit). Gene Ontology annotation, molecular function: succinate-CoA ligase (ADP-forming) activity; succinate-CoA ligase (GDP-forming) activity. The coding region runs from base 1 to 993 and encodes 330 amino acids. The transcript has 5 exons. Gene Ontology annotation, cellular component: mitochondrion; succinate-CoA ligase complex (ADP-forming). Gene Ontology annotation, biological process: tricarboxylic acid cycle. The record is from RefSeq and is a predicted model, not a curated record. NCBI's taxonomy places the organism in Eukaryota, Fungi, Ascomycota, Sordariomycetes, Hypocreales, Cordycipitaceae.
AUGUUUGGCGGCGCGGCGAGACACGGCCGCGUGCGGGGAGCUCUGCGACAGCUGCCGAGCUCGCAGCGACGACACUCGAGCCAGUACGAGAAGACGAUCGGGAACCUGCGCAUCAACCAGGACAGCAGAGUCAUCUUUCAAGGAUUUACUGGGCGAGCGGCAACGGCAAAUGCCAAGGACACGAUAGCAUACGGCACGCGGAUCGUCGGGGGCGUGUCGCCCGGCAAAGGCGGCCAGACGCAUCUCGACCUACCCGUGUUUAACACGGUCCGCGAGGCGGUGCGGGACGUCAAGCCGCAGGUCAGUGCCGUCUUCGUGCCGGCGGCCGGCGCGGCGGCGGCGAUCCUCGAGGCCGUCGAGGCCGAGGUGCCGCUCGUCGUCAGCGUGGCCGAGCACAUCCCCGCGCACGACAUGCUGCGCGUGCACGCCGCGCUGCGCACACAGUCGCGCACGCGUCUCGUCGGCCCCAACUGCCCGGGGAUCGUCGCGCCGCCCGCACGCUGCCGCGUUGGCAUCAUGCCCUACCGGCAGUACCGCCCGGGCUGCAUCGGCAUCGUCUCCAAGUCGGGCACGCUCAGCUACGAGGCCGUCGGGGCGACCAGCGCCGCCGGCCUGGGGCAGAGCCUUGUCGUCGGCAUGGGUGGUGAUUUACUCCCAGGCACGACGCUUGUCGACGGACUUAAACUCUUCUUUGACGACGACGAAACCAAGGGCAUCAUCGUCAUCGGCGAGAUCGGCGGCGAGGCGGAGCUGCGCGCCGCAGAGGUGAUAAAGGAGUACCGCGCGCGCACGCCGGAACCGAAGCCGAUCAUCGCCAUGGUCGCGGGGUGCACGGCGCCGGAGGGCCGCAUCAUGGGGCACGCCGGCGCCGUCUUGAUGCCGCGCGACGUCUCGGCGGCGGACAAGGCGGAGGCGCUGAGCAACGCUGGCGCCGUCGUGGUGCCGCACCCGGGCGUCAUGGGCGAGACGAUGAAGCAGCUCCUGAGCAUGUAG